UUGUGACGCCAUCUCAUUGCGACGGACAAAAUGCACUUCCGUAAUUAGAGGUUGCGAAAGAAGGGAUCGGCACAGGGAGAAAUGUGUUUAUCUUAGUCAAUAACGCAGUUGAACUUUAUUCCUACAUAUAAACGUCCGUAACCGUGUUCUCAAGAAUACAUAUUUGCACCAUAGUUAUAGUUUUCAGGCUAAUGCUAGCACGCGGAUUUGGGCCCCGUUUAAUCUCCGAGUGGUCUGCAUUGUUUUGGUCAGUGACGUCAAACUAAGAGGCUACGCUAACCCAAGUAAAGCUAUGGCUUCCAGGCGGGCAGGUUAUACGAGCAGCGAGGAUUCUCCUUCGUCAAAUAGUGGCAACCGCAAAGCGAGUAUCAACAACAUUCCUGACAGGCCUGUGGUGGAAUCCUGCUACGAUCGCAAACCAGACAAGGUUGUAUACGGCAGCGUGAGUGUAACAUCGCUGAAAUCCCGCCUUGCACCGACCAUUCAAUCUGCCAUGUCGGCUGCAGUUGAUACUCUCCUGGGCGAAGUGGCGCUUGUGCUCAACGAGACUCAUCAAGAGUUGCUGCACAAGGAACAAGAAAACGAGAGGCUCAAAGUGCGCCUGGAGGUAUCGGAGAGGGAGCUGAAGACGAUGCAGGAUUGUCUGUGCAGUGCUCAGAAGCUCAUAGACCAGCUUCAGAUCUCAUACAGCGGCCCUCAUAACAUCGGUCAGUCGGUUUUCGCUUCAUCUCUGUCCUCCAUGCCGGCAGACGUGAACCGGGACCAUCAAAACUCUCGAAACGGUGGAGCCGGCGUCGACUUGGGUCUCGGUGGUUCCGUGGAUAACUCGCUUCAUGGGUUUGAGCCAAGAGAUGACUACAAGAUGUGCCAGCUGUCUAUUCAACCUGAUGGGUCUGUGACCAACCACGCUCUGGACUCCUUUGCGGCAGACACAUCUCACAUGUGCGCUGACGCCAACAGACCAGAGGCGAGGCCGUCUCAGGGACCAGGCGAAGCGGGCAGCUUUGAGAUCAAAGUGGAGCAGGGACAAGCGCCGAGCUCCAGUCAAAGCAACAGGAAGGACACAGUUGGUGUUGGCGAGCAGUCGUCGCACACCAUGGGCUAUGUUCAAGUUGGGGAUGGGGGAGAUUCCCAGCGUACCUUCACCCAAACUCUGCGCCACCAAAGGCCUGUUCGAGAAUGCAGCAGCGCCCCGCAGCAGCGAAUGACGGACGGGCAAAAGCCACUGGCGAGGACUUCGGGACCCGAACGAGGUCACGGUGUUUCACCGGGUAGAGCGCACGAGUCAGCGGGACCUUCGGGCUCCGACGCGGCCGUCGAGCCUUCCGGAGAUCGCCCUCACCACUGCUUGGAGUGUGGAAAGACAUUCCGUUUGAUUUCCAGCUUGAAGAAGCACAUCCGCAUCCACACGGGAGAGAAGCCGUACCCUUGCAGCGUCUGCGGCCGCUGUUUCCGCGAGUCGGGCGCCCUCAAGACUCACCUGCGGAUCCACACCGGGGAGAAGCCGUACUCGUGCUCCGAAUGCGGCAACUGCUUCCGGCACUUAGACGGCCUGCGCAAACACCGGCGCACGCACACCGGAGAGAAGCCGUACGUGUGCGCAAUCUGCGGCAAGCGCCUGAGCCGCCUGCAGCACCUCAAGCACCACCAGCUCAUCCACACGGGGGAGAGGCCGUGCUGCUGCCCCUUCUGCAACCGAAGCUUCAAGGAGCCCGCCGCGCUGCGCAAGCACAUCCGGACGCACCGCGAGGAGGGCGGCCACGUGGCCAUCGCUUCCACCGCCGACGCCAUCGAUGACAUGAACAACCUUCACCCGGCGGCGCCGUCCCCCCAGAUGAGGUUUGAGGAGUGGGGGGCGGAAGAGGAGGAGAAUGCGGUUGUCGACUGUGUGUAGAGACCUAAUUACUCCGAAAACAUGGGUCUAAAUUGAACAAUGGACAAAGAAUCUGGAAGCUCUGAAGAUUCCGUUUGGCACCACGGGUGUUUUGAAAGACAAAAAAUAAAUAAAUCUUAGCUCAUCUCAAUUGCAACAGAAUAAAAUGUAUUUACAUGCCGAGUCAACCAACAUGGCGAAACCUUUUCCUUCCAUGACACUUUUGAUGUGAUGAUUUGACUUUGAACAAUAGUGAAGUGAGGAAAAGGGGAAUUAUUGGCAGCUGAUUGUGGAGCUACAGUCAAUAAUAAAAAUCAAUCCGUUCGUUUUUCUAUUGCACUUGUCCUCAUUAGGGCCACGGAUGAGCUCGAGCCUCCAUCGUGAAAAGACAGAAAAUGCAAACAUUUUCAAACUUGAGUGUGUGUGAACCUGUUUUUUUUUUUUUUUUCCCCUGGCACUUUCCAAUUUUAUAUUCCUCUGUGUUGUUAAUAGUUAGCAUGAAGUUCAUCCAGCACCACUCGGAGCACACAGUAUUGACUUGAUCUGCUAUGUGACAAAACCUCAAGCGGAUAUUGACCAACGUUUAAAAAAAUAAUAAAUAAAUUUGAAAGUGCCUUGCUUGAUUUAAAAAUGAUCCGUCAGUGCUGCCACUGAAUGUAAUUCUCACGUGGCAGGACUCUGGUCAUCAGCUGCACGUGUUUAUGAAAUUCUGGAAUUAGAUUUGACUGGCAACCAUUUUAAGAAGAGUCAUUCUUAUAUUCUUGUGACUCCAACAACUCUGGUCACGAAUAUGAAGUGAUUUUAAAAAUGUUAAGACUGUAAAGCUAACAGGGUACUUGAGGCAUUAUUUGUUGAUCAUUACUUAUCUUACUGACACCAGCCACAAUAUUAGGCACACAAAAUACAAACAUAUGCCUUAAUCUAGACAAUAAUCCGCUGUGAGCAAAUAUGAAAAAGGAAAAAUGACACAUUGGCCAGCCUAUCUGAUGCACUUUUUGUAAAUAUGGCUGGAAAUGUAACUGUUGUAUCUAUUGAUCGUUCUUGUUGAUGUGCAGUAAAGCGUUUUUUUGUUCAUAUUUAAAACGGAUGUUUCUCCCAGUCGUCUCCCAUAUAAUCUCUUCAACCUUCAAACAAACAGCCCCAAAAAAUAUCGCAAUACUGUACAUCUCCUUGCCCUUUUGCUGUACUAUAUAACAAGCUAAACUAUAAAGCAUUGUAUUAAUCUUAUCUUCAUGAAAGACGCUCCAAAUGUGAAAUGUUUGUCGUUGUAUACGCACAGUGUGGUUUGCCAAGGUAGCUUUGCCUCGAUAAUGCUGUAGGUUUGUUUUUUUUUUCCCCCUCGAACGACAUUAACGGAGGCCUUUGCAUGUAACCUGAAGAUGAAAACAGGAAGUCCCUGUUCAACGUGCAAUGAAUUUUCUAUGCUUCUGUGUUCAAACUGUCAUGUACCCUCGCACCAUAAAUGUCACACUGUACUAAAGGGCCUUGUUUAUAUUUCAACUUUAUUGGACAAACAAUGGAAUCGGUCAAUCUUUUUCA
Molecule: messenger RNA, 3412 nt
Organism: Hippocampus comes (tiger tail seahorse)
Lineage: Eukaryota; Metazoa; Chordata; Actinopteri; Syngnathiformes; Syngnathidae
Product: zinc finger protein 250
Exons: 3
Coding region: 293-1894 (533 amino acids)
Biological process (GO): regulation of transcription by RNA polymerase II
Cellular component (GO): nucleus; PcG protein complex; chromatin
Molecular function (GO): RNA polymerase II cis-regulatory region sequence-specific DNA binding; DNA-binding transcription factor activity, RNA polymerase II-specific
Source: RefSeq, a predicted model, not a curated record